Molecule: messenger RNA, 3090 nt
Organism: Drosophila gunungcola (fruit fly)
Lineage: Eukaryota; Metazoa; Arthropoda; Insecta; Diptera; Drosophilidae
Gene: Hsepi
Product: D-glucuronyl C5-epimerase B
Exons: 3
Coding region: 336-2183 (615 amino acids)
Biological process (GO): heparan sulfate proteoglycan biosynthetic process
Cellular component (GO): Golgi apparatus
Molecular function (GO): heparosan-N-sulfate-glucuronate 5-epimerase activity
Source: RefSeq, a predicted model, not a curated record
CGCUCAUCUGUAUUGUACUUGCUGUUUUUUCGCAGUGCUUCACCAGAUAAUCGGCUAAAAUCUUCAGAAAAAUAAAUAAAAUAUGUUCAGGGAGCAUUUGCGGGAACUGAAAGAUCGACAUUUUAUGGCCCAAGCCUGAAAUCGCGGAGCCUUUGGCCCUGCAGAUUGAAUUUUACUUGCAGAGCGGUGGUGAAAGAGAGGGCGAAUAGCACUGGUGCACCUUUAUCUAUUUGUCAGCCAUGCAUCGGCCAGAAGCAAACAAUCUUAUUUUUAGAGCAUGACUCACCGUAGUCAGUCGUAAGAUCAGUGGAAAACUGUAGAGGACCGCCAACCGGAUGUCCAAAUAUUCCAGCAGCCAGAGAGAUGCCUUCGCCGCGCCCGAGCCCCCAGUAAGCAGGAAAAACCAAGAGCCACGAAAACCCCAGGGGAUUAAGCAACGCGAGCCACUGGUCUUCUUCAUCAUGCGACUGAACCUGAAAGCCGUGCUGCUCAUCCUCACCGUGGCCGUGGUGGUGAUCACUCUGGGCGUCUACAUGCGCUGCGCCGCCUUCUCCUUCUCGCCGGACCUGAUGCGCCCGUUGGACCGGACAGCCAGGCAGUCCUCCAACGGAGGAGAGGCCUCUGCCCUGCAGGACAUUGAGUGCUCCAUCAACCAGGAAUACAGCGUGCACUGCAAGCGGGACGAGAACGCCAACGAGGUGUAUGUGCCGUUCUCCUUCCUGCGCAACUACUUCGACGUCAGCGGAGCGGUCUCCACCGGCGGCAGCGAGGUGGCCCGGUUCAACUGGAUGCACAGCACGGCCAAGGUGAACCUGCCCAAGGGCAAGUACGAUGCGCGCGGUGUCUUCAUGUACUUCGAGAACUACAACGUGGAGGUGCGCGACCGCGUGAAGUGCAUCAGCGCGGCCGAGGGCGUGCCGGUCAGCACGCAGUGGGAGAAGCGCGGUUACUUCUACCCCACCCAGAUUGCGCAGUUCGCGUUGUCGCAUUACAGCAAGAAUCUCACGGAGCCGGCGCCGAGGGUGCGAGUGCUGGAGGACGGUGAUGGCAACCAGAUGGACUGGAGCACGCCCAGAACCAGCAACAUGACCCGCAUCUGGCACCACAAGUUCAACACCAGCGUGGUCCAGUUCGAGACGGCACCUGGCUACGAGGGCGCCAUUAGCAUCGCCCUCAAUCAGACGCUGGACCUGCUGCUCAGCGUGGACCUACUGCUGGUCACCAACAGCAGCAGCCUCAUGGUCACCGUCCAGAACCGGGACACCCGGCACAGCUACACCCUCCACUACAUACCCGCCGACCUGCUGCUGAGCGUGCAGGACUCGAACAUAUACUACGGACUGGGCGGAUCGGCGCUAAACAAGUGGCGCCACAUCACCCGGGACCUGCACAUCGACGUCCAGAAGGGCAUCGUCCUGGGGGACAAGCGCUCGCCACUGAAGAUUCGGCGCUCCGACCUGGAGGUCUUAGCUAUCGGCUUCCUGGGUCUGGGCUUCUACGACAACAUUACUCUGUCCACCAGCGACCACAUGGCUCACUUUUACGACGCGGCAGAGUGGUUUGUCCACAAUCAGGACCCCAAGACGGGUGGCUGGGCCAAUCCUGUGCGUCGCAGCCUCAACGGCUUCGCCGAGCUGCGUCCCGGCUGGAUAUCGGCUAUGGGGCAGGGUCACAGCAUUUCGGUGUUGGCACGCGCCUACUGGCACUCUGGCGGGGAUGAACGCUACCUUCGGGCGGCCGCAGCCGGACUGCAACCUUACAGGGUCUACUCACGGGACGGCGGUGUUCUGGCGCAGUUCAUGGAUAAGUUCUACUGGUACGAGGAGUAUCCCACCACGCCGCCUUCGUAUGUGCUGAACGGAUUUAUUUAUUCUUUGCUGGGUCUCUACGAUCUCAACAGCACGGCUCCUGUCAAAAUCGCCCGCGAGGCUGGGAAACUCUUCGCCCAGGGCAUGUAUUCGCUGAAGAAGAUGCUGCUGCUUUACGACACUGGCUCCGGCACCAGCUACGACCUGCGUCACCUGAGCCUGGGCGUGGCCCCCAACCUGGCGCGCUGGGACUACCAUGCGACGCACGUGAACCAGCUGCUCCUGCUGGCAACUAUCGACAGCGACCCACUGAUCGCGCAGACCGCGGAGCGCUGGAAGGGAUACAUGUUUGGCAGGCGGGCCAAGCACAACUGAGAGUUAAGGAAUCUGGCGGCCUACCGCCGUCGAAAAAGUGAUAUUUUGUAGGGCUUGCGUAUUGCGCUUAACCAUUCUAAAUGGUUGCAUUUGGUGCCAUGCCCUUCCAACACCCUCUCACUCGUGACCCGAAAAUAAUUGUGUGUUUCUCUUGUGUUAUUUCCGCCCCCGUCUUCGUGCUAAAGUAUUGUUUUAGCUCGUCUGUCUAGGCGCCUAUUGUUAAGCUAUUGUACCUUUACCCUCGAUUGCAUUAUCAGAUGUUGGCCUCGUCCUUAAAAAUUUGUUAACUCCCUAUUGAUAGCCUAAUUGUUUGCCCGAGAGUAGAUGCACGCGCACUCACUGGACAAUAUUUAGAAAUGAACAUCUAACACUUAGUCAGACUUUUUUACUGCGCAAACUAAGUAGAGUUCGUUGCUACACACCCCUGUAUAAAGUAAUGUAGAGAGCUUAGCGAAAUAGUUGUAGAACGUAGGUAACAUGUAUCUGUUAGAUACAAUUGUAGACUCUUGUAUUUAGCCUCCCCUCCACGGAGUAAUCGUAGCGUUCCCACUCAAAUACUAACUGCCCUGACCCCGAGUAAAAUAUAUACUAACGAUGCACGAUAAUAACGACUUCUAUAUGGUAAGCCUGUAGUCUAAUGUACUGUAGUGUAUGCAAUUUGAGGAUGUUACGUAUUUCUCUCAACUUAAACGAUGCCAUUCCAAACUAAUUUUAUUUUAAUUCCUAAGUUUUCAACAUCACAGAGAAGCUGUCAAUUAGGCAAUUGUACAUCACUUUAAAUGUAAUCUGCGGAUCCGUUAUCUGUGGCCCACUACUAAUCCCAAAACGAGACUGUUAAAGAAAAUGAUUGAUUUUGAAUAUUAUGUUAAGUGAACCAAAUUAAAGUACUUAAUUUAUGUUCUUUGUA